UUCAAAAAUGCCUUAAUGUUCUGUACUAAAUUAUCUUACAGUUCUAAGUAUAUUUUCGUGAUUACCUACAGUGGUAAAAUGGAAAUGAACAGAAAUGAAGUUAUAUCAUUGGUUAUACGUAUGACUUUGUUGUCAACGUGUGCCUAUUUUGGUACGAAGUGGUUGAUCGGACAGAUUGAUCCAACGAAUCAGCAAAAAAAAAGAUCUAAGGAGACUGCACUUAGCAAACUCAGAAGUCUGGGUCUUCAUAAGAUGAAAAAUUUAACUGACCAUGAAUUGAUGAUUGCCAGUCACUUGGUUAAUCCGUAUGAUAUCACUGUUUCCUGGAAUAACAUAGCUGGACUUGGUCAAGUAAUAGAUGAAAUCAAAGAAACCGUGAUAUUUCCAGUUCAAAGAAAAGAAUUGCUUAGAAAUUCUGUUUUAACUAAACCGCCAAAAGGAGUUUUACUUCAUGGACCUCCUGGUUGUGGAAAGACAAUGAUUGCUAAAGCAACCGCCAGAGAAGCGGGAAUGAAUUUUUUAUACUUGGAUGUGUCAUUACUCACUGAUAAAUGGUAUGGAGAAAGUCAAAAGUUAGCUGGAGCUGUGUUUAGCUUGGCUCAAAAACUUCAGCCUUGCAUAAUAUUUAUUGAUGAAAUUGAUUCUUUUUUGAGAUCUAGAACACAGCAUGAUCAUGAAGCAACAGCUAUGAUGAAAGCUCAGUUUAUGAUGUUAUGGGAUGGUUUAUCAACUGAUCCAGAAAAUACUGUGAUUGUAAUGGGUGCCACGAAUAGACCUAAAGACUUAGAUCCUGCUAUACUGAGAAGGAUGCCAGCCACUUUUGAAAUAUCAUUACCGGAUGAACAACAAAGAAAAGAAAUAUUGACUUUAGUUUUGAAUACUGAACAAUGUGCUGAUAAUGUAGAUUUACAUCAGUUAGCCAUAACAACAAGCGGGUUUUCUGGCUCUGACCUUCAAGAAUUGUGUCGAAUUGCAUCGUUAUUCCGAAUAAAAGACUUGAUCAAGGAAGAAGAACUUCAAAAAUGUACUUUAAACUCCAAUUCAAUCAAUGCAGCCAAUAUUAAUAUGUUGAGGCCUAUCAGCAUGGAUGAUUUGCUUGCAUCUGUUACAAAGAUGAAAACAUCUAAAGUAGUUAGUACCACCCAACCUCGGUUUUAAUGAGUAUUAUGAUGUGAAAUUUGGUAGUCUGGUUGAAUGAUCAAUUUUAAUGUUUUGUCAUACGUAAAGUAAUAGUAUUCGCACAAAUACUAUUAUACUAACGGGCAUUUUUAUUCUUAGUCCAAGUUCAAUGUAAGCAUAAAGAGUAUUUUUUUCUCUUCUGGAGAAUGUACUUAGCUAUUGGACAGUUUUGUUAUUUAUAUUAAUUACUUAUAGAUUAUUUAUAUUGCUCAUAAAUAAUUAUUAAUUAAAUUUGUUAAUUAAUGACAUGUUAAAAAAUGAUGACUUUGUAUUUGCUUAGCAACAUUUGGAGAAAAUUACUAUGGAUAUUUAUGUAAAUAAUUUUAUUAUUUUCAUUUGUAUUUUAGUAAAUUACUAUUAAAAUUUCUUCAAUUAUUUCAUUGUUAAUUUAAUUGUACAGCUUUGAUAGUCAAAACUUCUAGAUAAAUAUUUAAUAUAUACAUAUUGCUAUUUACCUAAUUAAUCUAGAUUUGUAAAUAUUUUGUUUUUGAGCUUAUUCAGAGGUCUUAUAAUAAGACUCAACUGUUAUUAUUAAGUUACUAUUGUUGAUUAGAAAUUAUAACAAUUUACUUAUUAGGUUUUUCAAAAUGUAUAACUAUUAACAUAAACUAGAGAAUAAAUAUCUGAUAAUUAUAAUUUAUGC
Melanaphis sacchari is the source of this 1822-nucleotide messenger RNA. RefSeq names its product ATPase family AAA domain-containing protein 1 (gene nmd). The transcript has 8 exons. NCBI's taxonomy places the organism in Eukaryota, Metazoa, Arthropoda, Insecta, Hemiptera, Aphididae. Gene Ontology annotation, cellular component: mitochondrial outer membrane. Gene Ontology annotation, molecular function: ATP hydrolysis activity; ATP binding. Bases 16 to 1158 code for a protein of 380 amino acids. The record is from RefSeq and is a predicted model, not a curated record.